Messenger RNA from Rodentolepis nana, 711 nucleotides. Lineage: Eukaryota; Metazoa; Platyhelminthes; Cestoda; Cyclophyllidea; Hymenolepididae. The record is from the annotation of a GenBank genome assembly.
UUUCUUGAAGAGACGGGUCAUCCUAACGUCAGCGAUGGUCCUAAGAAACCGAAGAAGGCGUUCAAGCUGACUAGCUUUUUAAGGGGCUUGGGGAAAGGCCUUGCUGCACCCUACCAAAACACUGAUAUCGCCAAGAGGUCGGUAAUUUCUACACUCCUUUUCACUGGUCAAAUGUGUGCCUUCUUUGGAAUGCUCUUUUAUACUCAGGUCAUUCGAGGUUCAGUGUACUACGUCGCCAUAUUAAACGCUUUAACCUCAAUUCCUGGAACUCUGAUUUCAACUCUUCUUUAUUGGAGAAUUAAAAGUCGUAGGAAGCCUCUCUUAGUCCUCUACGGCAUGUCAGUUGCAAUUCUUCUCAUCGGUGGUCUCUACACAGUGGUGGGUAAGCCCGAGUCAGAAAUCCCCUUGAUUGUGUGCUGCAACAUCACUUUAGUUUUGCUCGGAGCUUCUUUGAACAUGCUUUUCAUUUACACACCUGAAUUAUUCCCCUCGAGCAUUCGGAGCCAAGGAUUUGGGAGUGCGACUGGUCUUGGAAGAGUCGGUAGCAUGCUGUGCAGUUUUAUUAAUCAACUUGAUUUGCAACUGGGUCAUGGUGUCCCCGUGAUAAUCUAUGGAGGUGUUCUGAUACUCCAAUUUGUUUUGACCUGCUGUUUACCUGACACUGAUGGUGAGAACCUUGCAGAUGUUGUCCAUUCGGAAGGGGAUAAGUGA